GCAUUGAAAACAUUUUCAGCCGCGUCACUCAGUGCAUGAAUAAAUCAGUGGUAGCCGAGUUGUUUAGUACGUCGGUGCUCUCGAUUGAAAUUUAAUUGCUUGACUCAACGAGAGAUAUACAAGAUGGCGCAGAAACCUAAAGUUUACGUGAUUGGCGUUGGCAUGACAAAAUUUGAGAAACCAGGAAAAAGAAAUGACUUUGAUUAUCCCCAGAUGGCUAAGGAAGCCGUCGUAAAAGCUUUGAGCGAUGCCAGAGUUUCUUAUGCCGACGUUAAUGCCGCAGCUGUCGGAUGGGUUUAUGGAGAUUCGACUUGCGGUCAACGAGCGCUGUAUGAAUUGGGAUUGAGCGGAUGUCCUAUAUAUAAUGUGAAUAAUAACUGCUCGACCGGUUCCACGGCAUUGCUCAUCGCCAAGCAAAUUAUAGAAUCGGGAAACGGAGAUUGUGUUUUAGCACUGGGUUUUGAAAAGAUGGAGCGGGGCUCUCUAUCCAGCAAAUUUAACGAUAGAACAAAUCCAAUGGAUAAGCAUGUAGAAUUAAUGGCGGAUAUCGCUGGAUUAAAUGAAAGUCCGAUAACUGCUCAAAUGUUUGGCAAUGCAGGAAUCGAGCACAUGAAUAAAUAUGGUACAAAACCAGAGCACUUUGCCAAAAUUGCAUAUAAAAAUCACUUACACUCCACCAACAAUCCAUACUCGCAGUUUCAAAAUAAAUAUACAUUAGAAGAAAUAAUUAAUUCUCCAAAGAUAUUUGGACCAUUGACGAAACUACAGUGUUGCCCAACUUCGGAUGGUUCAGCUGCGGCUGUUCUAGCCAAUGAAGAUUUCGUAACCAAGCAUAAUCUUCAAAAACAAGCGGUUGAAAUUUUGGGCAUGGAAAUGUCAACCGAUUUGCCGACUACCUUCUCAGAGAGGAGUUGCCUAAAAUUAAUUGGGUACGACAUGACAAAGGACGCCGCAGAGAAGCUGUUCACGAACCUUCCUUACAGGCCAAUUGACGUGGACGUCAUCGAGCUUCACGACUGCUUUUCCGUGAACGAGCUCAUCACGUACGAAGCCCUAGGACUCUGCGCCCCCGGCAAGGCCGGCGAGUUCGUCGACAGAGGCGACAAUACCUACGGCGGCAAGUACGUGAUUAAUCCCAGCGGUGGACUUAUUUCCAAGGGCCAUCCACUGGGUGCGACGGGGUUGGCGCAGUGCGCCGAGCUCUGCUGGCAAUUGCGAGGCGAGGCGGACAAGCGCCAGGUGCCCGGAGCCAAACUUGCGCUGCAGCACAACAUAGGCUUGGGUGGAGCUGUCGUCGUGGCCUUGUACCGCCUGGGCUUUACAAAUCCAGGGGCUAAAGUGCGGCCGAACCACGUAGCUGCGAAAACCGAUAACAUCUCGACGAAUCCGGAAAGCUUCAAGGCCAACGUGCUGUUUAAGGCUCUGGAGGUCGCGAUGCUCGAGGACCAAGACGGCCUAAUUGACAGGGUACGCGGUAUCUACGGAUUCAAGGUGGUGAACGGCCCGGGCGGCAACACGGGUUACUGGGUUGUCAAUGCCAAGACGGGAAAGGGCAGCGUCGAGUAUAACGGGAAAACAAAGCCCGACGUCGUGUUCACCAUCAGCGACACUGACGUCGUCGACUUCAUAUCCGGCAAGCUCAAUCCCCAGAAGGCCUUCUUCCAGGGUAAAGUCAAGAUACAGGGCAACAUGGGCCUGGCUAUGAAGCUUCCCGAUCUCCAGAGACGAGCCGCCAAGAAGAUCGAGCUCAUACGCGCGAAACUGUAAUCGGACCUCGUGCCGCUCUCGAUUGCAAAAAGUGAGUCCUCUUAUUAUGGAGGAGAGGCCAGGGUUAUGCAAUGUUGGAAAUGCUAAUUCUCGCUAUUGGACGAUUGAGUAAUUGAUACGGUUCACUGCUAAUAAGCAAGCGGAAUAUUUUAUUCGAAACUACAUCUACCGACGGCGAUACUUUUGGAGAUAAGAAGAGCAAAAGAAGCAGCUGAAAUUUAUGAUGUUAUUGCACGGUGAUUGCAUUUAUAAUCUAUCAUAUUACUCUCUUGGUGUUAGUUGUAAGGGGCAGGGAAAAAGGAUAUAAAAAUUGUCUAUGCAUAGCCUAUAAUAAUAGGAGUGCACUCAACAGCUCGUACAUUCGUAUAGAUAUAUUUUGUACGCCAUUUUUUUCAUACUAUAGUCGCAUUGUGAAACAAUGUGCAUUGUUAUGUUUAUUGUAUAUUUGGAAGGACUGUUAAAAUAAUCUUUAUGCAAAUGAAUUUUAAUAAAAAGUUGAAAAUAAAAUCACAGCACAAGUACUUGGUUGGCAAUUCAUUUAUAAAUGCUUUAGAUAAUCUAAUGACGACUGUUGCUAAGUUACUGAGCGCUACAAUUAAAAAGUUGUAUUAUUGAAAAGUCACAUAUACUUAAUAAUGUGGCUUUUGAAUUCUCACGCAAUUCUC
Messenger RNA from Ceratosolen solmsi marchali, 2432 nucleotides. It is a transcript of the gene ScpX, whose product is annotated as Sterol carrier protein X-related thiolase. The record is from RefSeq and is a predicted model, not a curated record. Gene Ontology annotation, molecular function: acyltransferase activity, transferring groups other than amino-acyl groups. The coding region runs from base 124 to 1767 and encodes 547 amino acids. Lineage: Eukaryota; Metazoa; Arthropoda; Insecta; Hymenoptera; Agaonidae. The transcript is spliced from 5 exons.